Candida tropicalis MYA-3404 is the source of this 2247-nucleotide messenger RNA. It is a transcript of the gene MES1, whose product is annotated as methionine--tRNA ligase. Gene Ontology annotation, biological process: methionyl-tRNA aminoacylation. Gene Ontology annotation, cellular component: aminoacyl-tRNA synthetase multienzyme complex; cytosol. The transcript has a single exon. Bases 1 to 2247 code for a protein of 748 amino acids. Gene Ontology annotation, molecular function: ATP binding; methionine-tRNA ligase activity. The record is from RefSeq and is a predicted model, not a curated record. Lineage: Eukaryota; Fungi; Ascomycota; Pichiomycetes; Serinales; Debaryomycetaceae.
AUGUCCUUAGAAGUUUAUGGAACUAAAGGUAGUUCAUUAUUAGCAUUGUCCAAUAAUUUGAAAUUGGCCAUUGCAUUAUCUUCAUACCAACCAAAACUUUCCCUCACUUUAAAUGAAACUGAAUCCCAAUUGUCUUUAAAAGAUAAGAAAUCCGGAUUUGAAUUAAUUGAACCAAAUGCUAUUGUUAAAUAUUUAGCUAAUGAUUUCACUAAUGAUAAAGCAAUUAAAUUUGAAGAACAAGUUGUCUAUCCAGUUCUUAAAUCAAAUAAAUCUGAUGGAAUUUUGAAAAUUUCUGACUUACCAAGUUUUGAAAAAGCUGAAAUUACUCCUGCUCAAAUUAUUUUAUUUUCAAGUUUAUAUCCAGCUUUGAAAUCUUCUACUGAAAAUAAAUGGUUUGUUGAAUUCAGUAAGAUUCCAGAAGUUGCAACUGGUAUUAAGAAUGCAUUAGCAAUCACUCCAGUUGAAAGAACUAAAGAAACAAACACUGGUAAACAAAAUGUUCAAACUGGUCAUUUGAUUAAAAAACAAGCUGAUAAAAUUCUUCCAAAGUCUGAUGAAAGAAACAUUUUAAUCACUUCUGCUUUACCUUAUGUUAAUAAUGUUCCACAUUUAGGUAAUAUUGUUGGAUCAGUUUUAUCCGCCGAUAUCUAUAGUCGUUAUGCUAAGAAUAGAAACUACAAUGCUUUGUUUGUUUGUGGUACUGAUGAAUACGGUACUGCUACUGAAACUAAAGCAUUGGAAGAAAAAGUUACUCCUCAACAAUUGUGUGAUAAAUAUCAUGCUAUUCACAAGGAAGUUUAUGAUUGGUUUGAUAUUGGAUUUGAUUAUUUUGGUAGAACUACAACUCCAUUACAAACAGAAAUUGCUCAAGAUAUUUUCAUGAAAUUACAUAAAAAUGGAUAUUUGGAAGAAAAAACCACUGAGCAAUUAUACUGUGAAGAACACAAGUCAUUUUUAGCUGAUAGAUUUGUUGAAGGUACUUGUCCAAAAUGUGAAUAUGAUGAUGCUAGAGGUGAUCAAUGUGAUAAAUGUGGUAACUUGUUGGAUCCUUUAGAAUUGAUUAAACCACGUUGUAAACUUGAUGGUGCUAGUCCAAUUGUUAAAGAAUCCACUCAUAUUUAUCUUAAAUUGAAUGAAUUAGAAGAACCAUUAAAAGAAUGGAUUAUCGACUCUUCUGCUAAAGGUGCUUGGUCCAAGAAUUCAAAGAGUAUUACCGAUUCAUGGACCAAGAGAGGUUUGGAACCAAGAUGUAUUACUAGAGAUUUGAUCUGGGGUACUCCAGUUCCAUUAAAGGGAUAUGAAGAAAAGGUCUUGUAUGUUUGGUUUGAUGCUACUAUUGGUUAUAUUUCCAUUACAGCCAAUUAUUUCAAAGAUGGAAAUGUUGACGAUUAUCUUAAAUGGUGGAAAAACCCAGAAAAUGUUGAUUUGUAUCAAUUUAUGGGUAAGGAUAAUGUUCCAUUCCAUACUGUUGUCUUCCCAGCUUCACAAAUUGGUACUGGUGAUAAUUGGACUAAAUUGCAUCAUUUAAGUACUACUGAAUAUUUACAAUACGAAAAUGGUAAAUUCAGUAAGAGUAGAGGUGUUGGUGUCUUUGGUAACAAUGCUAAAGAAACUGGUGUUUCACCAUCUGUUUGGAGAUACUAUUUGGCUUCUAACAGACCAGAAAAUCAAGAUUCUCAUUUCUCAUGGGAUGAAUUUGUUGCGAAAAACAAUAAUGAAUUGUUGGCCAACUUGGGUAAUUAUGUUAACAGAAUUGUUAAAUUCUUGAUUGCCAAAUAUAAUGGAGUGGUUCCAAAAUAUGAUGUUUCCAACAUUCCAGAUUACGCAUCAUUUGAAAAGGAUAUUAACACUUUGUUGUCAAGUUAUAUUGAAAACAUGGAAAGUGUCAAUUUAAGAAAAGGUUUAGAACUUGCCAUGGCUAUUUCUUCCAGAGGUAACCAAUUCUUACAAGAUAAUAAAUUAGAUAACAGUUUAUACACUAAUCAACCAAACAAAUCCGAUGCUGUUGUAGCUGUUGCUAUUAAUUUGGUUUAUUUGAUUAGUGCUAUCAUUUAUCCAUUUAUGCCAGAAACAACCAAACAAAUUAAUGAAAUUUUGAAUGCACCAAGUUUGUCAAUCACUGAUAAAUUUGAAUUUGUCUUGUUGCCAGGUCAUUGUAUUGGUAAAGCUCAAUACUUGUUUACCAGAAUUGAUGAAAAGAAGAUUGAAGAAUGGAGAGGUUUAUAUGGUGGACAACAACAAAAGUGA